Symbiodinium sp. CCMP2592 is the source of this 1356-nucleotide messenger RNA. The record is from the annotation of a GenBank genome assembly. NCBI's taxonomy places the organism in Eukaryota, Dinophyceae, Suessiales, Symbiodiniaceae.
AUGGUCGUCGACACCAUCGACACCGCGAGUACAGUGUGGAUGUUAGUUGCUAUGGCCUUGGUUAUGCUGAUGACACCGGGCUUGGCAUUUUUCUACGGUGGGCUGGUGAAGGAGACCAGCGUGUUGACGAUGAUGAUGCAGAAUUACGUUUCCAUGGGAGUUGCCAUGAUCGUCUGGUUCGCCUUCGGCUUCUCAAUGUGUUUUGCUGAGAGCUGGGGCUUCAUCGGCAAUCCCUGGACACACUUCGGAUUCCGCCAUCUGAGCGUGAGAGAGGCGCUUCCCGGGCAGGUUAUUCCGAGUGAACUCUUCGCGGCGUACCAAGGUAUGUUCGCGAUUAUCACUCCUGCUUUGAUGACGGGCUCAUUUGCGGAUCGAAUGCGCUUCAAGCCUUAUCUCAUUUUCCUGUGCUUGUGGCUAGUGUUAGUGUACUUCCCAUGGGUCCACUGGAUCUGGGGUGGUGGUUGGCUUGCGCAGUGGGGCGUUGUCGACUUUGCAGGAGGUAUCGUCGUCCACGUUACGGCCGGCUUCUCUGCACUCGCGAGUUUGAGAGUGAUCGGGCAUCGUGAGAUUGCGGAAGACGAGAAGCAUAUCCACAACACUCCACACAAUAUUCCCUUUGUGGCCUUGGGUACUGCCUUGCUCUGGUUUGGAUGGUUUGGAUUCAACGGAGGCUCCGCAGGCGCGGCCAACGGGGUCGCGAUAGGAGCUGCGGUGAACUCUCAGAUCUCGGCGUCUGUUGCACUUUUUCUUUGGCUGAUCAUCGAAUGGAUUCGAUUCGGCAGGCCGUCGCUUGUUGGAAUCUGUGUUGGCGCUAUUGCCGGCUUUGCAACGAUUACCCCAGCAGCUGGCUACGUCCAACCAUGGGGGGCGUUCGUGCUGGGCGUCAUUGCGACAUUCUUCUGCUACGCCUGUACUGAGCUGAUCAACCAGCUUGAGCUAGAUGAUGCCCUGGAUGUGUGGGGAGUGCACGGCAUGGGUGGUUUCAUUGGAGCCAUCCUGCUCGGUGCCCUGGCAGAUGGCAGCGAGUGCGCCGACAAGGCCACGGCGCCGGCCUUUUGCAUCAAUCCCGGGACCGUCACCGCGUCGAUAUCGCAGACAGGUAAGCAGACAGCGGCUGUGCUGCUUUGUGCUGCGUACUCUGUGGUCGUCACAGUGAUCAUUCUCAAGGGCAUCAGCCUGUGCAUGCCUCUGAAUCCGGAGAGCUUGCACGUGGAUUUGCAUGAGCACCAUGAGCAGAAGGCAUAUCACAGCCCGACUCGUUCUUACCUUGACGAGUCCCUCAAAGCCAAGCUGCAAGAAGGCGCGAGUCAAACUGAAAGCGGGGAUGGCGAAUCCUCCGCUUCUGAAUCUGCAUGA